Messenger RNA from Tremella mesenterica DSM 1558, 312 nucleotides. RefSeq lists its product as uncharacterized. NCBI's taxonomy places the organism in Eukaryota, Fungi, Basidiomycota, Tremellomycetes, Tremellales, Tremellaceae. The transcript is spliced from 5 exons. The coding region runs from base 1 to 312 and encodes 103 amino acids. The record is from RefSeq and is a predicted model, not a curated record.
AUGGACGAUACUUUCCCUGUCCAAGGGGUAUGUGAAGUCAAGGAGAAGAUCAACGAAACAUGUAUGGAAUUUGAUAAUUACUAUAUGUGUGAUAAAGCCGGAAUGAAGCGAUUUGGUAGCAAGGUGGGAGAGGACGUGGUGAUUGACUCACUACUAGGUCCUAUCGAAUCUCAUACCUCGUCCCUAUGUACCCUGGGGACCUGGGAACAAUCCAAAACUCCAAAAGCCAUUUCUCAUGUCCUACCUAGCAAACGGAAAGGAAUACCUACCGAACUCCCUGGGACAUGUACAGAUCCCUUCCCUCCCCCUUGA